UUUAACCUCUUGCAUUCGAAACCACGAUCUUGGGAUCCACGCACGUAAAAGGGACGCACCUCAGCAGGAUUUUGUAGGAUGAGUGAGUUGGUUUUAUCGCCGCUGUGAACAGUAUUUCAGUUACAUCUUGGCAUGCUUGAGCUUUGCUGAGCUUGAUAUGUCUUUCAGUUAACAUGCUAUAUUCAUUUGUCAUAAUGCAUGUCUACAUGUGCAUAUGCAUCAAGCUAGAAUACAUGCAGUGUUACCUAAUCCCAUUUCAAUAUUGAUGUUAUUUUAUGUGUAUGUGAGCAAGAUAAACAUCUACGACGCAUGAACAUUAUUUCACUCACACGGUGAUUAUGUACGCUGGAAUUUAUGGGUUGCUACAUGCUCCUGUUUCAACACUGAUGUUUAAUCUGGCAAACCAGUUUCAAUAUACAUGUAUCAGAGAGAUAAGAUAUCGCUCAAUUCACUUCCUUGUUACAAGCGCGGGCCUCCCAGCUCUGACCACAGCAAGCAUCGGAUAUCUUCGGACAAGCACAUGGACGAUGUUUCUGGUAUUUGUUCUACUUCUUGUCUCAUUGCCUGACUCCUCACAAGAAGAUUGUCACUGUCAGAAUGGAUGCACAAGUUUCCCUGGUUCUCCUUGCCAAGGAACAUCGUGCCAAACAGGCUGGUUUGGGAGUUACUGCCAAAAGCGCAACAUAGCACGUGGACAAUCGACAUGGCAGAGCAGCAUAUUGCAAGGACAUGGUUAUGCUUCAUCAGACAAGGCUGUCGAUGGCAAUACUGACCAAACGUUUGAGGAUAAAAGUUGUACGCACACAGACGACAAGACGUCUAGUGGAGCAGAUUGGCUUGUUAACUUCACUACCACUUUGGAGAUUAGACGGAUGAGAAUAUAUCUUCGUAAUGGCUAUACUGACCGCAACGUGGGCCUUCAGGUGAAGGUUGGUGACCAGCUGUGUUACACAUUGUCUGAAGACAACAGACAACAAACUGUUUUAAAUAUUACAUGUGGCGAAGCUUUGAAUGGUUCAUCUGUUACAAUAAGUGUCGAUGGACCCUACCUGACAUUAUGUGAGGUGCAGAUAUUCCAAUGCAGUGAUGGAUGGUUUGGAGAUGACUGUGACAAGCAGUGUCAGUGUCAGAAUACAGCUGAAGUAUGUGACAAGGAGACUGGCAACUGUAGGAAUGGAUGUGCUGCGGGGAAACACGGACCAGGGUGUCAGCAAGAAUGCAACAAUGGUUUGUUUGGAUCUGACUGUAACAAACAGUGCCAGUGUCUAACUGCCUCUGAAGCGUGUAACAAGGAGACUGGCCACUGUAGUAGUGGAUGUUCUGCUGGGAAACAAGGUCCAGGAUGCCAGCAAGAUUGUGGCCAAUAUCAUUAUGGUAUUCAGUGUUCCUCUACGUGUGGUCAGUGUAGCGGGUCGUCGGACUGUAAGAAGGAUGAUGGAACCUGCACACAAGGAUGUCAACAGGGUUACAGUCCCCCUUUCUGUAAAAUGUGUGCAGUUCACUUCUAUGGACCGCCCUGCCAAGGAUGUGGACACUGUAAGGACGAUUCCCCAUGUUCUGUGCUAAAUGGGGCAUGCCCGACUGGUUGUAAACCUGGAUAUGAACCUCUACUGUGUAACACAGCCUGUAUCGCCGGGAGGUAUGGGGAAGACUGUCUUCAUACUUGCGGUCACUGUCAGAUCAACGGCUCAUGUGAUACCCAGACUGGACGCUGUGAAAGCAAUUGCCAACCAGGAUAUAUAGGACCACUAUGCAUACAAGAAUGUGCUGACUACACAUACGGUAUCAACUGUUCCGGUGUCUGCAGCUGCCUGAACCAGUCUGAGGUGUGUGAUAAAGUCACAGGUGAAUGUAGAACGGGGCAUCAAUCGACGACAAUAGCAGCAGUAAAAGCACCAGAAGCACAGCAGGGUCAAGGACAUGAGGAUAUCCGCCUCAUUGUUGUCAGUUGCCUUCUGGCCAUUUCGUGUGUGUAUGCAGUAAUAACAACUGCAAAUAACUACAGAAUUAGACGCAGCAUGAAGAUACUCAAAGCUGAACAAAUGCAAAAGUACUCAACUCUGCAGGUCCGUGGGGAAUCGUCUGUUUAUGAUGUCAUUGCUGAGACGAACGUGUAUGCAAAUGAGUCCAUACAGGACCAAGAUCCGAAUGAAAAUUGACAAAGAUACAUGCGUUCAUAUAAACACAGUAUUUAGACACCUUGGCUUAACAUCAGACGUACUUCACCUUAAACUCUGCAAAAUUUCCGAAUUAGAGUUUCAAAGGACAGUCUUUAUUGCCUGUUUAAGACAUUCAUGCACAUAACUGAAAUAACUGAACAAGCAGUGAAGAAUGUGUGAUCUUUUACUCAAACAAACAGUGACAUUCUGUGUCAUUGGUUUGCGUGACGAGCUUCAGAUCGAGGGGCCGCCCCCUUGUAUUUUUAAUUGCAGUGAUUCAGUUUAUUAUGUUGAUACCGGAUUCUCCGGCUGAAUCGAUGUGUGUGUCCCGGUUAACAUAUCCAAGGGACGUAACUCUGUAUAUCUUAUGUAUAAACGCACAUGGUGCGGAUACUGCGAGCGGCGCGUUUCUUUGUAUGCGGUAUAUAAAGAGUUAUUGAAAUACUAGGGUUUGUUAACACCAUUGAUGAUCUAAUUAAAAGUCCGUUGUGUUCAUUGAAAUUCCCGCAUUCCGAUUAGCUAAAUUGGUCACGUGUUAUUGCAUUUAUGGUGCGAUACUGCGAGCGGCCCGUUUCUUUGUAAGUGUUAUAUAGAAAGUGAUUGAAAUACUGGGGUUUGUUAACACCAAUAUUGAUCUAAUGAAAUGUCCGUUGUGUUCAUUGAAAUUCCUGCAUUCCGAUUAGCUGAAUUGGUCACGUGUUAUUGCAUUCAUUUCCCAAUGAAUGUAAAAAUUAAGCCACGCCCACUUUUAUCACUUCAGUCGGUGAAUCCCAAUAUCACAGUCGAGGGAAUUCCCUUCCUGCUUACAUGUAUCGUCAUGCGCAGGAAAUUUAGCGAAAUUCAUGCAUAUUCAUUUUCCAAGCUGACCUACGCGGAUUCAAAAAGUUUGCACAUCGGUUUUUCGAUUCAUAUAUACUAAAAGUCAAUCUUAGAUUUAACUAUUGAUAUAUGAAUGAAAUGAAAGCAUUUGCUGUAUACUGUGCUGGCGGGGAAAGGUAAUUGUUAAAAAAAACUAAUUUUAUUCUGAAAUUGAAUAAUGCAUCUUUCAAUGUAUAUGCGAGAAGACAUCUCCUCGACUUUAAGGUCGUGAUUCACCUUUUGCACGUACAUGUACAUCUUCAUGUAAGACGCACAAUUUGAUGUGCGUGUGUUUGAUACAGGCAUGAUACUCACACACGUUUGGUUUUUUUUAUGUGUACAAAACGGACUGGUUGUUUUGCUAUCAGGUGCUCAUAAAAUACACAUUUGUUAUACGCAAACUUUGGUGAGGUGGGCUGAUGUUUUAUUUAUAUAUUUGGCAUUUAACUUUCAUAUCAUAUAAUGACACCAAAUCUGUAUUUCCUUCUGGACAACUCCCCUUUAUUACAUUCGUGCUGAGUCACCAUGUUGAACUUGUUGUGACAGUAAUAAUACAUAUUGAGUACCUGAAUAUGUUCCAGUCAGAGUAAUUUAUGUGUUUCUUUCAAUAUUUGAUACUGUAACAAUUGUUAUAUAUCAGUGUAUUUUAUUGUUAAACAAUUAUUGUAACUGUAUUACAUUGUUUUGGUUGAGAUUCUGUACUUGCAAUGUACUUGGACAAUGAUUAGUUAUCAGGAAUGUAGUACUAUUUAAUGUAAGCAGUGAUGAGGAAGUUACUAUAUUUAGAUGUGAGUGUCAUGUGUUAACUUCCGGAAUAGCAUUGAUGUAUGUCAAGCCUCACAGAAACACGUGGAAUAUUCUGUGUGGAAAGUUCUGGAAGCUAGUUGGACUCCAUAAGUUGAGUGGACGCGUGACUGUCUCAUCUCAUUACACAUUUCCUCACAUCAUAUUACACCAAGACCAGCUUUCAUGUAAAGAUCACCCCAGUUUCCCUGCCUGGGCACUUUCACGGGAACUUGGCCAUUGUUUCUGCUGAGUGAAUAUAUACUAUUAUCACUAACUUUUGCUAUUUUGCUUUUGUAUUUAAUACUGACCACUGCUAUCAUAUUAUAUAUUGACACUGAAUAUUGUACUACAACUCUU
Molecule: messenger RNA, 4160 nt
Organism: Haliotis rufescens (red abalone)
Lineage: Eukaryota; Metazoa; Mollusca; Gastropoda; Lepetellida; Haliotidae
Product: multiple epidermal growth factor-like domains protein 10
Exons: 13
Coding region: 339-2159 (606 amino acids)
Molecular function (GO): scavenger receptor activity
Source: RefSeq, a predicted model, not a curated record